Molecule: messenger RNA, 3525 nt
Organism: Spodoptera exigua (beet armyworm)
Lineage: Eukaryota; Metazoa; Arthropoda; Insecta; Lepidoptera; Noctuidae
Source: the annotation of a GenBank genome assembly
AUAUAGUCUGUGCAUUUGUGGGAGGGAGAUAAAAUCUGCAUGUUAUGGCAAUUAAAGUAAAGGCUGUAUGUCAGUCAGUCAUUCACUCAGGAUAUUGAUUUCAGUAGAUAUUCUGCAGCUGCAGUGGGAGGUGGCUUACUUUUUUUUAACAGUGAAAAAUCUUAUUGGCUUGAGUGGCCUACUUUUGAUUUCUUUGUGAUAUUUGUGUGCAACAGGUGUUUUCAGGCACUGUUGCCUUUUCUAAGGAAGUUGUAAUGUUUUUUAUAAUCACAUAUUGUUAAAAUAGUGGUUCCAUAAUGGCUUCUCCAGAAGAAAAAAAAUCUGUUGAGAUUGUUGUCAUAAUGAUUGAGGUCCCAGUUCCUAACCCACCCCCACCAGUAGUGAAUGUCGGAAACAACUAUGAACCAUUGAGUCUUGAUGGACAUGUCGCACAUUAAUGAUCUAAUAGGCGUAUUGCGAGGGCUCCGUUUAGUGGUGGACGCUGGUGUCAAAACUCAGAUAGAAGCUUCAAGUGUACUAUGGAAUAACUCUAGCUUGAAGCAGCUACUUUCCGACUGUCCGACUAACCCACUAGCCUACAACCCUAACCUACCUUCGGGGAAAGAAUUUGUGGAAAGGGCAUUUGUAGUUGCGCACGGUCUCCGACAGUUCGCGGUGCUACAAGUUCCAAACAUGAGUGCCAACGUACCAGCUCCUGAAAUCGACCAGCAAAUGCAAGAAGAGAUUGAGGAAUUAAACAGGGAGUUCAACAGAACCUUCGAUACUCUGAAGAAGGUUCAGAACCAGUAUGGUCCGCCACCUCCGGCGCCUGCUGUUACGCCUGUUGCCCCGCCUUUAAACCAAAGCGCAAUGUCGGCUCCCAUCGAGGAGUUGCAGGAUCGCAUAGAUCAAGCUAAAUCCCGAAAGGUGCAGGACAUUAUCCAGGUAGUGGCUUCCUCGGAUCCCGCACCUGUGUGGAUAGAUACACCCAUGCCAAGUCCAAGCCCUACUGAUUCUUCGUCAUCCGCUAGCUCUCUGGGGCCUAAGCCUGUUGCUAAGAAGAAGAUCAGAGUUGCUUUGAGUGAGAAUUCGAAGCCGCGAGUGGUGCCGUCUUCGCGUAUCGGCCGAAUGUUCUCGUUCGGGUCUCUAGCUGCCGGCCUGGGUGUGGGCACCGUCGCUCAGUACGCUAGGAACACAUUCCAGUCUGUGACGGGACAAGUGGAUGAAUCAGCCAAUGCGUUCUUGUCACCGGCGAAUGCUGAGAGAAUCGUUGAUACGCUGUGCAAAGUUCGAGGUGCCGCCCUAAAGCUUGGUCAGCUUCUGAGUAUCCAGGACGAUUCGAUGAUAUCUCCAGAGCUGCAGCGCAUAUUCCAACGUGUGCGUCAAUCUGCGGACUUUAUGCCAUCGUGGCAGGUGGAAAAGGUCAUGAGUGCUCAGCUGGGCCCGGAAUGGAGAUACAGAGUCGCUAGUUUUGAAGACAAACCCUUUGCGGCUGCAUCUAUUGGCCAGGUACAUCUGGCAGUGCUGCACGAUGGCAAGGAGGUUGCAGUCAAGGUUCAAUACCCAGGCGUCGCCAAGGGCAUCAACAGCGACAUCGAUAACCUCGUUGGAGUCAUGAAGGUAUGGAACAUAUUCCCAAAGGGUAUGUUUAUUGACAAUAUAGUGGAGGUGGCCAAGAAAGAGUUGUCCUGGGAAGUGGAUUACUUGCGUGAGGCUGAAUGUACUAAGAAGUUUAAGAGGCUGCUCGCACCGUACCCCGAGUACUUCGUGCCUGAUGUCAUUGAUGAACUCUGCGCUCCCGAAGUGAUAACAACAGAAUUGAUUGACGGCGUGCCCUUAGACAAACUGUUUGACGCUGACUACGAGGUCCGAUCCGACAUCGCGUACAAAAUCAUGCAGCUCUGUUUGCGGGAGAUGUUUGUACUGCGUUGCAUGCAAACUGACCCCAACUGGGCUAACUUCUUCUAUAACCCGACUACUAAACAGGUCAUCCUGUUAGAUUUUGGCGCCACUCGCGAGUACUCGAAAGAUUUCAUGGACCAGUACAUUGAGAUCAUUCACGCGGCGUCCCGAGGUGACAGGAAGGCCAUACUUGAAAUGUCACGCGAGAUGAAGUUCCUCACUGGAUACGAAUCUAAGAUCAUGGAGGAGACUCAUAUAGACACGGUGAUGAUUAUGGGCGAAGUGUUCACGAGUGAGGGCGCUGGGGAGUUUGACUUCGGCACGCAACAGACGACACGCCGCAUCCAGGCCCUCGUGCCCACUAUACUCACGCACCGACUCUGCCCACCCCCAGAGGAAAUAUACUCCCUCCACCGCAAGCUCUCCGGAGUCUUCCUCCUCUGCUCCAAGCUCAAAAUCAAGAUGAACUGCAGGAACAUGUUCCAAGAAAUCUACGAGCAGUACAAAACCAACAGCUUCAGAUAGACCUUAGCAACCGUGGCUCAGGUGUGGUCCAGCUUCAAGUACACAAUAUUCAACAGCGAUUUCAUGUCCAGUUUUGACGUUCUCAAAUAAUUCCCAUUAAUGCAUUCGUAAUAGUCUUAAUUAAAUGUUUACGUGUAUUCAAUUCAGCGUUUAUUAGCUCAACUUGAUGGAUAUCGAUGUUUCAAUAGAUGUUUUAUCGCUGUGUGUUUAAAUUAAGGAAUGUUUCGGGUCAUAGGAACGGGUUCGUCCGAGAAAGUGGCGUCGGUACUUCGGUGGAACGUUGCGUGCUUAAUCACGAGAGCAUUGACUUGAGCAUGUAUCUCUAAGUAUCGUGGUUAUUCGCCAUUCUUUGUGCACUGAACUGGGUCAGUUCAGUGACCUUCUACCAGCGUUUCUAUGACCCGAGAUACACAAGCAUUUUAACAAGUAGGUCACAAUACACGAUUAUCGUCAACCGUAGUAUUAUUAAAUAAUCUUUUACUAAACAUAAUAAGAAAGGUAAAUUUUGUUGCUGAUUUACAACGAUACAGAUGAUAAACUGCAGAAUAUAAUAAUUUAUUUUAAAUAUAAUUUCAUCAGGAGGCAUUUUUGUUACCAAUUAGAUUUAAAUAGGUUAAGUUGUACAAUAAUGCAAUCCAUUUUGUUAUUAACAGUUUUGUUCGUAUACGUACUUUGUGAACGGGAGCGAUCUUACUUCUUGUAUCUAGGUACUAUGCGUGACUUUGCUGUGGUUUUUGUUUUGAGUAAUUAAACUAACCGUUAUCAUAGCCCUAGGAACGUAACAUAUCGCGUUUAACAAACUAACCGGUUGUGAUCACAUUAUUUAUGAAACCGAAUGUGGUAACGCAAGCUGUCUACCUAUAUUUUUAAAUUUUCCAUCUGGCACUAAGCUGUCGUGCAAUUACAAUAAUUAAACCGACGCAUUGUAACAGAAAACGUCCAUUUUUGAACAAAUUUUAUUCUACUAUAAGGUUUGACUGAUUACGAUAGGGCGGUGCAUUUUUGUGACGCCUAAUUUCAUCAAUUUCCGGGAACAUUUGUGUUAACAGAGUUAGGAUUAAGUAAUAUUUUAUUUUUUAUGGAGAUAAAAAUUAAAAAUGAAUUACAAUUUCCGCAUUC